GGUGCACUCAUUACUCACUGCGCCGGUGGUUCUGUGAGGAGACCUGAGUAACAUGAGUUGUUUGGGGUCCUGAGGAUCGAGUUUGAGAGACUAUGCUGUAGAGUUAUUAUGUGAUUAGGAGCUGUGACUGUUCUGCUGUAGAUAAGUCUCCAUCAUAUGUGAUAGGCUCCUUUUUACCCCUUCUAGGUGUUUAGUGUCAGUGCUUUUCCUGCUAGAGGUGGUACUUGCCUUGAUUGAAGAUUUGUGCUUCUUGAAACGAGUAAGGUCCCUCAAUUUUUAUGGUGCACCACCUGCUAGGUGGUGCUGGAAAUUAUUUCCAAUUUGGACCCACAUAUGAUAGAUGUUUGCUUGAAAAACAAACUUUGGAAAUUGCCGUGUCAGAGGCCAAAUACUGUGACAUCCCUGGAACACAGUCCUGCUGUGCUAUAUAACCAGGCUUUCUAAUUGUGAUGUCACUGUAGGAGGCUUAUGACAUAAGUGAGUAUCCCAAGAGACUCCCAUACAGCCAGUAUUGAUGAUUACUAUACUCCGUGAACUCCUGCAUUACCGUCUAUAUCACAGUGCGGAUUACUGAUUCAUAUUUGUUAUAAUACAAAAUAUUGUUUUACUACAUGAUCCAAAAAUGGCCUCUGGUUCAACUCAGGAGAUUAGAAAAUCUAAAGCAUAUGACUCAGGGAGUAUUCCUACACCCAGCCCGAGGAACUUAUCUGCAGCCAAGAUGUCAAGUCUAGAACAAAGUGAUGCUCAGAAGCCAAGCGACAGGCCAGAUUCACAUCACAAUCCUGACCAUCCAACCUCCACAGCCCUAGAAGGGGGGAAGCAGAACCUGACAGCGUUGUCACAGGAGGUGGAUUAUCUGAGACAAACCAAUAAAAAGCUGCAAGAAGCGCUGAUGAGCAGGGAGAGAGAACUGGACACACUCAAGUUGGAUGCAGAGCUGUUGGAACAAGCGUCGCAGGCCAGGAUAGCUGAGAAGACUGCAGCACUAGUGGAAGAAGUGUACCGUGCUCAGCGCGAGCGAGAUGAGGCUGUUAUGGCUCGACUUAGAUUGGCAAACCAAGAGCGGGAUGAAGCCCUGAUCCGUGUCCAGCAACUCCAGCUAUUCCUCAGAGAGCUGGAUGAUAUUAACCCUGAAGAUGGUGACAUGGAAUGUUUCCCUCAGACUCUACAGGAAUUGCUGGGCAGACUGGGGGAAGCAGAAGGCGGCACUGACAUUCAGCAGAAUGGAGAACUUAUUUUGGAACGUAUCAGGAGGAGUCGGGAAAGACGAGAACAAAUCACAGCUGAGGAAAUGGGCGCAGUCAUCCAAGAGCGGGAUGCAACCCGUGCCCAGUGCAAACAUCUGGAAAAGGAGCUUCAUCUGCUGAGGGAGACCAAACAGAUCUGUACAGAUAUUGUAGCUGCGCAGAAGACCUUUGAUCCAGCUUCCAAGGCUCCUCCGCCUUUUCUUCAGCAUGAUCAGGACAAGGUGAUUGAAGAAUAUAAAACGCUAGAAGAAGAACUCCAGAACCUGCGCAUAUAUUACAGCUUGCACCAGUCCUUGUCUCAAGAAGCAGAUCUAAAGGAGCAGUUCUCCAGGGCAAUGACCCUAUAUGAUGAAGCUUUGAGAAACCGAGCAGAGCUGCUCAGAAUAACUCGGCAGCAGAAUGAAGAGUUGGGAUUCCAGCUGUACGAAGUGCAGAGCCAGAAUACAGAGAUGAAGGAAUCUGUGCGCAGAGCAACUGCUGGCCAACAGGAGAUGGAGGAGAAGGUGCAGAAAUUGGAACGACUGGUCGAUGUUCUACGGAAGAAGGUUGGAGUUGGAAAUGUCCGUACAGUGAUUUGAAUUACGUCCGUGUACAGACUGAUAUCAGCCGACUCUCAUCGGAGGACGUGAAACUGUAGCUAGAGACUUGCCAAAGUGAAUUGAUUUAAAUGUCAACUUCUAUCAUGUAUUACAUAGAAUAUGUCUCCCUCCCUGGAUCACUGAGCCACGCAUGCUCCUCAUAAUUUUACAUCUUAUAUACAGUUUUACUUACAGUGUUCAUAAACUAUACAGACUGCCCAAAUAAAGAUAAAUGGAAUUUAUAUACCAGUUGAUAACCUAGAGGACUGGUUUAAGAAUUACAGGUUUGCAAAUUAAUGAAUACAGUCCUAUAUUCAAUUACCAGUGUAUUCCCCAUAUUCUGACAAGGUACUUUUUUUUAUUGUUACCAGGUUCAAUUAAUUACUAAAAUGUCCUUAUAAUUUAAGCAUCAAUUUAUAGGAAAUAAGUGUAGUGUGGUUGAUGUCUGUAGCUGCCAUUUAAGACUGCAGCAGCUAAAGUAUUACAAAAGUCAGGUAUAUCAGUGAUUGCCGCUUCAAUGCAGUGCCUGCCAAAGAGGCGGAGCCAAGUCUUCAACGUGGCCUCUUCUGUGGCACACUGCCACAAACUUGUAUGGAUGGGGCCAGAGUUUCGCAUUGUGGUAUAGCCAUGCCAACACACUCCAUGAUCAUGCCCCCUUCAUGCUGAAGCCUAAUUAUUCUCAUGGAGGCGUUCUGGUAAUAAACCACCAUUUAUGAUAGAAGUGGUGCCUUUAGCUGUGUAUUGACCCCCUUUAUACUGCCAUGGUUCAUAUCUGUUAUUUUAAAGAAGAACAGUUAUUUGAACAUAUUUUGAGCUGUGAAAUUUUAGGUAAAAGUGGUUUAAAUAUGUAAUUUCAAGGCUUGUGUGAAGGUUAGCACAUUGCCAUUCAUGACUAAGCUCUCCAGUUUAAUCUUUGUUGGUAAAAUGUAGGUGUUUAACCAUAUAACAUGGUGGAACUAUAAAACAAAAUUGUAAUAUU
Pseudophryne corroboree (corroboree frog) is the source of this 2804-nucleotide messenger RNA. RefSeq names its product mirror-image polydactyly 1 (gene MIPOL1). NCBI's taxonomy places the organism in Eukaryota, Metazoa, Chordata, Amphibia, Anura, Myobatrachidae. The transcript is spliced from 12 exons. Bases 623 to 1825 code for a protein of 400 amino acids. The record is from RefSeq and is a predicted model, not a curated record.